AUGUCUGAAACAAUUGACGACGAAAAUGGCGUUGAUUUCUGGUAUUGGAUAGAAAAAAAUGAUGAAUUAUCAACCAAGGAACAAAACAAUAUAAUGAAUACAUUUUUUUUCUUUUUACGCAAUAAACCAAAUGACACAGUUGCUACUGGAACUAUUGUUCGAGAUGAUCGAGAUAUGGGUAAAAAAUUAUCAUUAGAAGAAGCUAUUUGGAUUGGAGGAAUUAAUGUUCAUCGUAAUUUUCGUGGACAAGGCAUUGGAGUCAUUUUAUUUGCAUAUAUCGAUAAUUAUAUUCAACAAAUGAUAAAAACUGAUGUCACUGUUUAUUUAUUUACAAAUAAUUUAAAAGCAAAACAUAUUUAUAAACGAUUUGGUUUCAAAUCGAGAGGAUUUAUUCAAAAUGAUUCAAUCAUCGAGAACAAUCCAACAGUAAGAUAA
This is a messenger RNA of Rotaria sp. Silwood2, 435 nucleotides long. The record is from the annotation of a GenBank genome assembly. Lineage: Eukaryota; Metazoa; Rotifera; Eurotatoria; Philodinida; Philodinidae.